CUGCUGACAUGUUUAGUGAUGACAGAUUUGGAGAAUCACCUGCUGGGGUUAGCAAAAUGGUCAAGGAUGAAGGGCCUCAAAUAGAUCGAAGUUGCCUUAAUGAUAAUUGGGAUGAUGCAGAGGGUUAUUAUAGUUAUAGGUUUGGGGAAGUGCUUGAUGGUCGUUAUGAAGUUAUUGCAUCACAUGGAAAGGGUGUUUUUUCGACUGUUGUUCGUGCAAAGGAUCUCAAGGCCAGGAAGAGUGAUCCUGAAGAAGUAGCUAUUAAAAUAAUACGCAAUAAUGAAACAAUGUAUAAGGCUGGUCAAGAUGAACUUGUCAUUUUGAAUAAAUUGGCUGGAGCUGAUCCUGAGGAUAAGCGGCGUUGUGUUAGGUUUAUCUCAUCUUUCAAGUAUCGAAAUCAUCUUUGCUUAGUUUUUGAAUCUCUUCAUAUGAACCUUCGUGAGGUUCUAAAGAAAUUUGAUCGUAACAUUGGACUCAAGCUUACUGCUGUGCGGGCAUAUGCAAAGCAGCUUCUCACUGCACUGAAACAUCUCAGAAAUUGUGGCGUUCUGCAUUGUGAUAUUAAGCCAGACAACAUGCUGGUAAAUGAGGCCAAAAAUGUUCUGAAGCUUUGUGAUUUUGGGAACGCCAUGUUUGCGGGUAAGAAUGAGAUUACCCCAUAUCUUGUUAGCCGGUUUUAUCGUGCACCUGAAAUAAUUCUUGGAUUGCCAUAUGACCAUCCUAUGGAUGUGUGGUCAGUUGGCUGUUGUCUCUAUGAACUUUACACAGGAAAAGUGCUCUUUCCAGGGCCAUCCAACAACGACAUGCUUCGACUUCAUAUGGAAUUGAAGGGUCCUUUUCCCAAAAAGAUGCUUCGCAAGGGUGCCUUCACAGAUCAGCACUUUGAUCAAGAUUUGAACUUUCAUGCCACUGAGGAGGAUCCAGUUACAAAGAAGCCUAUUAAGAGACUACUGUUCAACAUUAAACCAAAGGACAUUGGCACCUUCGUAUCAAGUUUUCCUGGCGAGGAUCCCAAAUUGUCAUCAAAUUUUAAGGAUCUUUUAGAUCGAAUAUUUGUAUUGGACCCUGAAAAGAGGAUGACAGUAUCUCAAGCAUGAAGUCAUCCAUUUAUUACGGGCAAGUGAAAUAUGAUGCUGAUAUUUCUGACUGAAAAUGCUGCUCACAUCUACUUUGUGAACUAAUUUUUUUUCUUCCCAUCUAAUUCUUCGGCAUUUAUCUGUGUUUUCACUUGGCUGGAGCAUCAUGGAUCGUGUUAAUGAGGAGUACAAGAGAUCAAUGGUUUAAAAGCCUUCUCACAUGGGAGUUCUUAACAUUGGGAUGUUAAUCUGUUUCUUGUCUAUGUUUUAAUUUAUUCGGAGCUAUUAGAGCGGGAUCCACUUUUUGGGGAAUAUGAGUCGAACCAAUAACAAGAAUAUUUCUAGUGGAAUAUCUUUCACAAUCUCUGGAGAGAUAGUUCUGUAAUAGACCGAAGGAUCUGUAAUUCACAUACAGAUCAUGAAUGUUUGGAAUCCAUAUUAUGCAAGGAGACAUUGCUCUUGCUAAUGCGAAUCGAAAGCUAUCAACACUCUUUUAGGUGCUAAAAAGGAAACCAAAGAAGCUCUUCAAGUUUGAUUUUUGGUUCUUUGCCUUUCUGGAGACUUUAGAUUGGAGUGGCUGGAUCUCUUGCUAGUGCUGUUAAAAUCAAUGUAAACCGCUCAACAAUGUCUCAUCAACUUUAUCUGUCUCGCCUUCUAAUGAGGUGUUUAAUUUGAGUAUUGAGAGCACAUAAGAUGCAAAACACAGAGACCUUAUGCUCAUCUCUUUAGCCUCCUGACGGUGUGCAUCGAAGGGGCAGGAUGUUGAGGAGAAAGACACAUAAGUAGAGGAAGGGUCGAUGGAAUUGGAGGAAGAGUUUGAUGUUCAAUUGGAGUAAGAUGAGGUCUAUUGUCUGUAUUACAGAGGACCUUGUCUUUCUGGUGUCAACGUGUUUUGUUUACUGGUUGACCACCCAAAAGAAAUACUUUUAACCUUGAGUUGCGCUAUCUAUUGUCUGUAUUACAGUGAUCUUACUCUUCAGCGCUUGUUUGAAAAAUUAUUAACAAGGGAGAGAAGGUAAGAGAUGAAAGGGUGAUUGAAUUUUCCUCAUUAUGAGGGGUUGAAAAUAAUGCAUAAUUGUGUUGAAGGAAAUGAAUUUUGAGGAAUCUGAUUAGUUGGUUUAUUUCAUAAUAUCAGAUACUAGUAAACAAACCAUUUCAUAUGAUAAGCUACUGACAAAAUGACUUGUAAUGAUCACUGAACAUUUGAGAUUAGAUAUGGUGAUGACUAAUUAGGUGGAUGCUUCAGACACUAUCUACUGGGAUACUAGAUUUAUAUUACUCUCAAAUCUUAUAUUUAUGGGUGGGUGUGAACUUGUUUUAAAAUCAUGUAGGUGUUUUUUAUAGCUUGAGUUUUUAUUUAUUUCACUUGGGGUGGGUUUUGGUAGGAUUG
Messenger RNA from Zingiber officinale, 2466 nucleotides. Its product is annotated as serine/threonine-protein kinase PRP4 homolog. The transcript is spliced from 11 exons. The coding region runs from base 9 to 1097 and encodes 362 amino acids. Gene Ontology annotation, biological process: mRNA cis splicing, via spliceosome; peptidyl-threonine phosphorylation; peptidyl-serine phosphorylation. Gene Ontology annotation, molecular function: ATP binding; protein serine/threonine kinase activity. Lineage: Eukaryota; Viridiplantae; Streptophyta; Magnoliopsida; Zingiberales; Zingiberaceae. The record is from RefSeq and is a predicted model, not a curated record.